AUGUCUUGUUGCUCCAUCGAACUCUACUCCGAUUGGUUGCCCAAGGUCAGCGUAAUCUCAAAGAGGGCUGUUGCGGCUCUUUCUAAUGUGGUUCCCCGAAUUUCAGACACAUGUGAUCCUUCAGCUCAAGCCCACUCGACUCCCCCUAAUUUGACGGUAACCCCACCAGGAAUGACUUUAUCCAACAGUCCUCCUAGUCCAGAAGCAAUGUCGGACUCUCCUACCGAUUUGCAUUAUUCGGAAACUGACGAGCCACCAAUUGAGUACGACCCCUUUGAUCACGUACAAAGAGCAUCUUCCACUAUCCUUCCCAUGUUCAUGCCCCCUUUUCCAUCGAAACUCCAAAUUCGAUCGAUGGAUGAAGACGAAGACCUAGCUGUGAUUGAUCAGGUAAACCGUCGUCUGGCGCUUGGACAACUGGAUCCACCACUGCCAUGGAUACAGGUGCCUCCAGGUGGCAUAGUAGGAUAUCCAACCUCAAGUGCUGAGCAAUAUCCGGAGGUAUUUACGGAUCCUAGUUUUCUACAUCAUCAAGCGCACCACCAACAACAUGAGGCAAUUCCUGAGCCUUCCAUUUCGCAACCCAGUGGCCAGUACUUCUUUUCCAUGGAAACAGGUGGAAUGGUGGAGACUUCCCCCCAAUUUACUUUGGCAAGUGAAUGA
Rodentolepis nana is the source of this 663-nucleotide messenger RNA. NCBI's taxonomy places the organism in Eukaryota, Metazoa, Platyhelminthes, Cestoda, Cyclophyllidea, Hymenolepididae. The record is from the annotation of a GenBank genome assembly.